CAAUUGAUUUUUUUGGAUGAUACUGCUAAAUAUGAAAGAUCUUUAUCACGAACUUAUGGAUAUUCAUUUAGUAUGUCAAAAAGUAGUUUUUUGAGAUGCGUUAGGUAUACUAUUUUACCUGCACUUACUUUAGAUGGAUUUAUUGCAUGUGAUAUUAUGAGAUGUAGCUGUUCUAAAGAGAGAUAUUGUUCUUUUGUU
Molecule: messenger RNA, 198 nt
Organism: Rhizophagus irregularis DAOM 181602=DAOM 197198
Lineage: Eukaryota; Fungi; Glomeromycota; Glomeromycetes; Glomerales; Glomeraceae
Source: RefSeq, a predicted model, not a curated record